GGUCCGCGCCGGCUCGCGAGCGCAGGUGCAACCGUGGGUUCCCGGGCGAGAGCUGUACAGGUGUCCGGAUCCCCGGGUUUGCUGCGCCGCCGAACCCCCUCCGCCCGCGCCAGCCGUCUGCCCAUGGAGUCCUUGCCUUUCCCCCGGCGCCUCGGCCCUGCGCCCUCGGCCACUGCCGCGCUGGCCGCCGAGCUGGUCCGGCCCCUGGCCGACGGGCUUCUCAAGUCGCCCAAGCCCCUGAUGAAGAAGCAGGCGGUGAAACGGCACCACCACAAGCACAACCUGCGACACCGCUACGAGUUCCUGGAGACUCUGGGCAAGGGGACUUACGGGAAGGUGAAGAAGGCGCGGGAGAGCUCCGGGCGCCUGGUGGCCAUCAAGUCAAUCCGGAAAGACAAAAUCAAAGAUGAGCAAGAUCUGAUGCACAUUCGGCGAGAGAUUGAGAUCAUGUCAUCACUCAACCACCCCCACAUCAUUGCCAUCCACGAAGUGUUUGAGAACAGCGGCAGGAUCGUGAUCGUCAUGGAGUACGCCAGCCGAGGCGACCUGUAUGACCACAUCAGCGAGCGGCAGCGCCUCAGCGAGCGCGAGGCCAGACACUUCUUCCGGCAGAUCGUCUCCGCUGUGCAGUAUUGCCAUCAGAAUGGGGUUGUCCACCGGGAUCUCAAGCUGGAGAAUAUCCUUUUGGAUGCCAACGGAAAUAUCAAGAUCGCCGACUUUGGCCUCUCCAACCUCUACCACCAAGGCAAGUUCCUGCAGACAUUCUGCGGGAGCCCGCUCUACGCCUCGCCCGAGAUCGUCAAUGGAAAGCCCUACACGGGACCAGAGGUGGACAGCUGGUCCCUGGGUGUUCUCCUCUACAUCCUGGUGCAUGGCUCCAUGCCCUUUGAUGGGCAGGACCACAAGACGCUAGUGAAACAGAUCAGCAAUGGGGCUUACCGGCAGCCUCCUAAGCCCUCUGAUGCCUGUGGCCUGAUCCGGUGGCUGUUGAUGGUAAACCCUACCCGCCGGGCCACCCUGGAGGAUGUGGCCAGCCACUGGUGGGUCAACUGGGGCUAUGCCACCCGUGUUGGGGAGCAGGGGGCCCCACACGAGGGCGGGCACCCCGGCAGCGACCCCGGCCGGGCCUCCGUGGCUCAGUGGCUGAGACGCUCCUCCCGCCCCCUCCUGGAGAACGGCGCCAAGGUCUGCAGCUUCUUGAAGCAGCAGGCGCCGGGUGGCAGGGGCCUUGCCCCCGGCCUGGAGCGCCAGCACUCACUCAAGAAGUCCCGCAAGGAAAACGCCAUGGCCCAGACCCUACAGGGGGCCCCGGCCGCCGAUGCCUCCCCUCGCCCUGGGAAGGGUGGCCUCAAGCUGCCGAAAGGCAUUCUCAAGAAGAAGACGUCGAAUCCCACAGAGGGGGCGAGAGAGGACCCUGAGCCCGGCCCCAGCCCCGCCAACCCAGGCCAGGCUGGCCCGCUGCUCCCAAAGAAGGGCAUCCUCAAGAAGGCGCGCCAGCGGGAGUCCGGUUACUACUCGUCCCCUGAGCCCAGCGAGUCUGGGGAGCUCUUGGAUGCCGGGGACGUGUUUGUGAGUGGGGAUACCGUGGAGCCCAAGCCCCCGCCAGCCUCGGGGCGGCUGCCGCACCGCAAGGGCAUCCUCAAACACAACGGCAAGUUCUCGCAUGCGGCCCUGGAGCACACAGCCCCUGCCACCUUUGGCUCUUUGGAUGAACUGACCUCCCCACACCCUCCAGCCCGGGCCAGCCGCCCCUCAGGGGCCGUGAGUGAGGAUAGCAUCCUGUCCUCUGAGUCCUUUGACCAGCUGGACUUGCCCAAACGGCUCCCCGAGCCCCCACUGCGGGGCUGUGUGUCUGUGGACGACCUCAUGGGGCUGGAGGCACCCCCCUCGGAGGGCCCUGGAAGCCGAGGCCUGAGGCGCUGGAGGCAGGACUCCCUGGGGACUAGCUGCUUUUCCCUGCUGGACUGCCCGGAGGGGACAGAGGGCUGCCAGCAGGGACUGAGGGUCUGCUCGGAGCUCAGCUGAAGCGGGGCGGGGGUGGGCAUUGCCCGUGCGGGCAGGCUCUGAGAUGCAGCUGGAUGCACCCUGAGGGGGAGACUGCCUUCUUCCCUGCCUCCCAGGACCCACAUCCCAGCCCAGAAGGCUGAGGUGGUUCAGUUGAGCCCUGGGUAGGGCUGGAUGUGGGCAGUGGGCAAGUGAAGUGCGUUGAGGGUUCAACGUCUUCAGCCCCGUGGAACCAAAAAGGUAGCUCUAGAGGGGAAAUGAGUAGAGAAGCAGUGAGGAAGGCCCGUGGCUGAGUCCAGGUUGCCUGUUAAUUUCCAGGUUGCCUUGCCCAUUGCCCCCUCUGAGGGGGUUGACGCCUUCUUCUUGAGAAUGCCUUUGGCAGCUUGAGGCCGCCCAUACCAGGGCGAGGGGCGGCGUCCCCCUGGAGGGUCUGGGCCGUGUAGUUCUUACUCCUGGACUUCUUAAGCAGAUGCUGGCGCCACAGCCACUGAGCCGUGGAGGCCCGGCCAGGGUCGCUGCUGGAUGCCCGCCCUCCUGCGGGGACAGGGUCGCCUGUGCUCUCCCCAUAGUAGGGCCACAGAAGCUGGAAAGGGCGCUCUAUCAGUGCCUAGCUCCUGUAAAGAGUAAGUUUGUGUGUGAUGCCGUCCUGCCAAGGUGGGGCUGGAAGCUCUUCAUUCACAUACACAUUCCCUUAUUCACCAGCUGUUGCAGGAAGGGGGGCCCCUUCCAGGGCCCAGAACUGGGCUCUUGUCUAACACUCGGAAAUGAAUUGUCCGAGGAGACACAUGUGCUGACAAAGCAAGAGACUUUAUUGGGAAAGGCACCUGGGUGGAGAGCAGGAGGGCAAGGGAACCCAGGAGGACUGCUCUGCCAGUGGCUCGCAGUCUCGGGGUUUAUGGUGAUGGGAUUAGUUUCCGGGUUGUCUUUAGCCAAUCAUUCUGACUCAGAGUCCUUCCUGGUGGUGCACGCCUUGUUCAGCCAAGAUGGAUGCCAGAGAGAAGGAUUCUGGGAGGUGGUCGGACACGUGGUGUCUCCUUUGGACCUUUCCCGAACUUUUCCAGUUGGUGGAGGUUUAUUAGUUUUGUGUUCCUUAGCAGGAUCUCUUGUCAUAAAACAACUCAAGCAAAUGGUUGCUAUGGUGCCUGGCCAGGGUGGGCGGUUCCAGUCAAUGUGCUUCCCUUAACAGAACCACUCAAACUGGAAUGUGCCCCCCCCUCAGUUUUCCCUGGGGUGGCUUGGGAAUGGUCUCCUAGAGUGUGCCCUUCCUUACUUACCUGAGCAGUAAGAGAACACAACCUCUGUUUCCUCAAAGGAUCUCUCCCCCUUCCCAUCCUCCAAACCUGGAAAGUGAAAGUGAAAAUAGCUCAGUCACGUCUGACUCUUUGCAGCCCCAUGGACUGUAGCCCACCAGGCUGCAAUUGCAGACAGUUCCCUCAGUCCAUGGAGUUCUCCAGGCAAGAAUACUGGAGUGGGUUGCCAUUCCCUUCUCCAGGGGAUCUUUCAGACCCAGGGAUCGAACCCCAGUCUCCAGCUUUGCAGGCAAAUUCUUUACAGUCUGAGCCACCGGGGAAGCUUCACUUUCCUGUCACUGUUUAAUUCCUGCAUCAGGAAUUAGCAGAGGACACCGAGGGUGUGGGUGAGAAUGCCCACAUCCCUCACUCACCAGAGGGUUUAGGAGGCUGCUGGUACGCCCUGUUGCUGAUCUGUUUUAUCAGCGUCUUGUGGUCCUGCCCAUCAAAGGGCAUGGAGCUAUGCACCAGGAUGUAGAGGAGAACACCCAGGGACCAGCUGUCCACGAGGGAGAGACCAGGUCAGCCAGGAGGUCCUCAUGCCGCAGGGCGAACAGAGUCGCUGCUGUGAAUCUAAAAGACUUGAAAAGGCUCAGGCUGCUAAUGGACUUCAUCUCAAGGGGCUCAGAUUCCCCUGG
Dama dama (fallow deer) is the source of this 3931-nucleotide messenger RNA. RefSeq names its product NUAK family kinase 2 (gene NUAK2). The transcript has 7 exons. The coding region runs from base 124 to 2025 and encodes 633 amino acids. Gene Ontology annotation, biological process: microtubule cytoskeleton organization; protein phosphorylation; intracellular signal transduction. Gene Ontology annotation, molecular function: ATP binding; tau-protein kinase activity; protein serine/threonine kinase activity. Gene Ontology annotation, cellular component: cytoplasm. The record is from RefSeq and is a predicted model, not a curated record. Lineage: Eukaryota; Metazoa; Chordata; Mammalia; Artiodactyla; Cervidae.